CAAACAACUCUCUCAUUCUCUUUCUAUCGUUCUUCUCUGUCUCGACAUUUCAUCAAACAAUUCUCUCAAUUAACUAUGGCAUCUGGUUCUCAUAAUACUUUUGAAGAAUCAGAAGAAUCAGAAGAUGAUAUGUUUGAUCAAUACUUUGAUCAAUAUUCUGAUCAGUUUUUCGAAAAACUUACCAUUGAUUAUGCUAAUCAACUGGAAGAAAUAGAAAACAGAAAAAAAAGAAUUCAUAUCGAAAGAAAUCGGGAAGAAGGCGAUCAACGUUUAUGGAAUGAUUAUUUCAGUGAAACUCCAAUAUAUCCUGAAAAUAUAUUCCGACGACGAUUUAGAAUGAAGAAGCCAUUGUUCAUGCAUAUUGUUGAUCGACUCUCCAAUGAAGUUCAAUACUUUCGACAAAAGAAAGAUGCUCUCGGAAGGCUUAGUCUCUCUCCACUUCAAAAGUGUACAGCAGCCAUUCGUGUCUUGGCAUAUGGUUCUAGUGCUGAUGCUGUUGACGAAUACCUCCGACUUGGUUCAACUACUACUCGGGCAUGUCUGGAACAUUUUGUGGAAGGAAUAAUAAAUUUAUUCGGCGAUGAGUACCUAAGAAGACCAACACCGGAUGAUCUUCAACGUCUACUUGAUGUUGGUGAGUAUCGUGGAUUUCCCGGGAUGAUAGGAAGCAUCGAUUGUAUGCAUUGGGAAUGGAAGAAUUGUCCCACCGCUUGGAAAGGGCAAUAUGCACGUGGUUCGGGAAAACCCACAAUCGUUUUAGAGGCGGUUGCUUCGUAUGAUCUAUGGAUAUGGCAUGCGUUUUUUGGACUUCCAGAUACCUCAAAUGAUAUCAAUGUUCUUGAUCGCUCACCUGUUUUCGAUGACAUAAUAUAUGGUCAAGCUCCGAAAGUCAAUUUCUCUGUCAAUGGAAGAGAGUAUCAUAUGGCUUACUAUCUCACCGACGGUAUUUAUCCGAAAUGGGCGACUUUCAUCCAAUCUAUUCCACUACCACAAAGUGAGAAAGCGGUGGUAUUUGCUAAAAAACAAGAAGCUUACCGAAAAGAUGUCGAGCGUGCUUUUGGAGUCUUGCAAGCUCGCUUUGCGAUUAUUAAGAACCCAGCACGUUUUUGGGAUAAAGCCAAAAUUGGGAUGAUUAUGAGAGCAUGCAUUAUACUCCAUAACAUGAUAGUUAAUGACGAACGAGAUGGAUACAAUGUUGUUGAUUUUUCAGAUUUCGAAGAAGACACCAGAAGUUCACAUGUCGAUCCCGAACUUGAGGACGUAAUGCCUCCAAGUAUGGCCACAAUGAUGGGUGUUGAAACUACAAUUCGUGAUGAACAAAUGCAUCGACAACUGAAAGCUGAUUUGGUCGAACAUAUAUGGAAUAAAUUUGGAUCAGAUGAAGACAACAACUGA
This is a messenger RNA of Raphanus sativus (radish), 1395 nucleotides long. RefSeq lists its product as uncharacterized. The record is from RefSeq and is a predicted model, not a curated record. The transcript has a single exon. Bases 76 to 1395 code for a protein of 439 amino acids. NCBI's taxonomy places the organism in Eukaryota, Viridiplantae, Streptophyta, Magnoliopsida, Brassicales, Brassicaceae.